Molecule: messenger RNA, 1869 nt
Organism: Hevea brasiliensis (rubber tree)
Lineage: Eukaryota; Viridiplantae; Streptophyta; Magnoliopsida; Malpighiales; Euphorbiaceae
Product: zinc finger CCCH domain-containing protein 13
Exons: 12
Coding region: 296-1621 (441 amino acids)
Molecular function (GO): metal ion binding
Source: RefSeq, a predicted model, not a curated record
AUUGAGCAAAUCCAUCCAUCCUGAAUCACGUUUCCUCUUAUUCAGUGAUCCGGAAGCCGAAUACUUUCCAACUCUUGCCAGUUGCGGUUUAGCAGUAUCAGGACCCACCUGUCCUUGAGCUUGACCAUUCUCUACAUAUCUCCAUAACUAUCAAGUGCAGGAAUCUUUUCUAUUUGCGUUCUUAUAGCGCCACCAAAUGGGGAUUGGUUUCUCCCGCUAUUCUUAGUUAUAGUUUCGCUUCGUUAAUCACUUGAAAGAUCCAUUUUCUUUGAUUUAAUAUUUGGGUUUUUGGAAAAUGGUUGAACGGAAGCUCUUUAAAACGAAGUUAUGUGUAUUGUAUCAAAAGGGUCGUUGUCAUCGCCAGAAUUGCUCCUUCGCCCAUGGAAGUGUUGAGCUUCGACAAUUUUUGGGUUCUUCUAACGGUAAGCGGGACCAUCGAGGUGGUGACUUGAGGGAUAAGCUUGACAAGAGGCUUUCUCCACAGCGUAGAAUUUCUCCAGGAAGAAAUACAAGAAGCCGGCAUACAUUUCAUGGAUCUAGCCCUUCCAGGUCCAUUGAGAAAAACAGUGACAGAAAACGCAGGAAAAAACAGCAUUUUGAUGGUCAAAGUGAUUUAUCCAGAAGUCUGAAAAGUUCAGAUGGGGCAGAAGAUCGGGUUAAAAGAAGAAAAACCACAUCAACUGAUUCUAUAUUUUUUCUUAAGAAGCAGCUAAUAGAAGCACAGUCAGAGAUUGACGUGCUUGAUCAACAGAAAUCUCAAUUAAAGACCUUAGUAGAAGAGAAAGUUGAAGAAGCCAAUAUUCUAACUUCCAGAGUUCUGGAGCUUGAUUUUCAAUUGUCGAAAGAAAAAGAGGAAUAUAGAAGGAAUGUUUCAAAAAUCAAGAAGUUUGUCAAGACAUAUAAGCGGUAUGUGCGGGUUCAAGAGGAUUUGAAAAAGUCACAAGUUCGUCUUCAGAGGUUGGGAGAUCACCUUGGCUCUGACACUACCAUAAAUGGUGGAAAUGAAGAGGAUUCAAGCAUCAAUAUUGUCAGUGAUGGAGAGGCUCCUGGUUAUCAUACUGUCUGCCCACCGAAUGAGGUGCAUAAUAAUCAUUUCCCUGGCAAGAAAGGUCUGCUUGUUAAAUGUGAUACUGUUGAAGAAUCAACAAAAGCAAAUUUGACCCAUGGUGGAGGAUAUCAUAUUGAGACUACAAGACUGGGGAAGCUUUCUCAAUUGAAUGCAUGCAAGGAAGUUGAGAUGGUGGAGAGUGGGAAUGAUGGUCAUCAGCCUACAACAAAUGGAAGCAAACAAAAGAGAGGACAUAAUGUUUCUGCAAGCAUGCCCUCUGCAGAUAAGCCAAAGGGCUCAGGCUUGGGCCUUUCAGCACCAUCAACCAGCAUGGCUGCUCAUGCAAUUGAUGAAUUAGUGGAGAUUGAAGUGGAGGAGAACAUUGAGGUGGUUGAAACUACUUCAGUGGAAAUUGAUAAAGGAGCCACUACUUAUGGGGUCAGAAGGGUACCAUUUCUCCUUCCUCCGCCUCCUCCAUUCCCUCAGAGUAAUUAUUCGCAGUACAAGGGCAAAGACGAGAAUGUGGAUGUGGAAGGGCUGGAGGAGGAGAUGAUAGAUGUUGACAUCGUUUGAAUCCAUAAUACUUGCUGCAAAGGAUUUUAUCUUUCAAUGUGGCUUUUCUAUAACGCAAAGACUGGAUCAUGUGAUAGUUUUGGGUUAUAAUCAGACUAGAAUCCUACCGUUAUUUUUUUUUCUAUAAGGAGUUAUUUUUAUAAAUUUGUUGCUUAUCAAGGCCUGUACCUGAAGAGAGUUGGAAACUCCUAUUGGGUGAUCUUGACAUGAUUAGUAAAACAUGGAGAUGCACAAAGAUUGGUAAGGCA